Molecule: messenger RNA, 2179 nt
Organism: Zea mays
Lineage: Eukaryota; Viridiplantae; Streptophyta; Magnoliopsida; Poales; Poaceae
Exons: 4
Coding region: 165-1691 (508 amino acids)
Biological process (GO): nuclear pore organization
Cellular component (GO): nuclear pore transmembrane ring
Molecular function (GO): protein-macromolecule adaptor activity
Source: RefSeq, a predicted model, not a curated record
GCUCAAACCAGAACACCAGACAUGCCACAUGCUUGGCCCUGCGUGUUCUUCCCGUUCAAACACACAGAACUCCCCGUGGGCCCAAAACCCAGUCCGUCCGGGGAACGUUAGGAAAAAAACUCGAGAGAUUCAAACCUCCCAAAGCCCCCGCCCCCAUCGCCGUCAUGGACUGUGCCCCGCCGCGCGGGGCGUCAUUCGACGCCGUCGGCCAGCGGUGGCUCGCCGUAUUCGCCUUCCAGGCCGCGUUCUCGGCCGCCGCUUCGGCGCUCCACCUCACGGUGUCCCCGCGCGGCCGCCGCCACCCGCUCCUCGGCGUCCCAACCGGCCUCCUCCUUGGGUUCCAUCCGUUCCUCGCUUGCGCCGCCACGGGGAUGCUCGCGCUCGCGCUCCUCCUCUCCGUGUCCCCACACCCGCGGCCUACCCCGCUGCCGCGGCGCGCGCUCGCAACCGCCCUCUUCGCCGCGGCCGGCGCGCUUUGCGUGGGAGCCGCGGCGGCCAUGCUACCCGAGGACGCCGGGUGGGCGGCCGUCGCUGGGCUUGGGUUCCGAGGCGCCGUGCUUGGGGCCAUCUUCGCCGCGCGCUAUUUUGGCCGUCGGAGGUGGUUGCUCCAAUUUCCCGUCGUGCAGCUUUGUGUGCAGCGACCUUUAUUCUAUGGAUUGAAGAUGGGUGUCCUACCAUCUGGAGAAAGAGCUCUAAAGUUAUCAAUGCAGGCCUUCUUUCUUUCCCUUUUCAUGAUUUUCUUUCUUCCUUGGCAAUUCAGAACGGGAGGUUCUAUUGGAAGCCAAAUACUUACUGAGAUCAGCAUUUUUAUAGUGACCACUGGUGUUUCUCUCUGUUUGGAAAUAAAUCAUCAUUUUGUUCAGGUUGUACAUACAAGGAGGUGCAGUUUUGCUCCGCCUCAGAGCACUGCUGCUGCAGACACUAAUCCCACUGAAUUUAUCCUAGAAUCUUUGGAACAAAGUGAUCCACGAUCAUUGAUACAAUAUCUUGCAUACCAAGAUUUGUGUGUGGCAUCUGAGUGUAAUUUGGAACCAUGGCGCAGAGCUGCUUUCUUUGAGGAAUCUGGUGAAACUUAUAAAAGAAUCGUGACAACUUGUUUGAAGCCACUUGAGGAGUUUACUUCAAAAAUUGCUGAAUCCCUUGAAGAUUUUUCUAGUGAUAAGCCAGAAUUGAUGCUACAACAGUCCAAACUCUUUAGUGCAUUUGAUGAUUUCCAGAUAUGCGCAUGGUGUGCUCGGACAUUGACUGGGUUAACUGCGUGCUCACGCCAGGAGGAUCGGUAUGGUGUUGCUCAACUCACUGGCUGCAAUGCUGCUGUGAUGACAACGUUGCUGUCUGCCCUAGUAGCAAUUGAGACAUGCUUAGGAAAGAAAACAAACCCACAGCCUGUGCACUCAUUGGGUCCUGAAAACAUUAGGUGGGUUAACUUCUCCACAGGACGAAAAGGCACUGGAGUUGCAAUUGCAUGCACACAAAAAGGCGGCCUACACAAGAAAGCUUAUACCAUGGCAGAUGUUCUUCGGACUUCUGUAUAUCAGAUAGUUUCAGCAUUCAUCGAUGACCUACGAGCUAAUGCAAAACCAUCCAGCUUGGAGAAGAACUGGAUCAGUGAAGGGAGAAAACCUGUAUAUGGUUCACAAGCCGUGUUGGUUCAGAAGUUGAUUCUGUUUAUUGAGUACCGUGCAGUAUGAACUUGGUUCAUGUCUCUCAGAUCCUUACCUCCAUAUCAGAUCAUACUUGGUAGUCAUGGGUUUUUGAACUUGGUUCAAGAACCAUUGAUUUCCACCAGAGCCUAUGAAGAUGGAUCCUAAAAUUACUUCUGUAUUCCUUUGGGCUGCUGCACUGCUGAAGGCAGUGACGCUCUCGGAUUGGAUAACCAUUAUGCACCCAGGCCUUGUUUCUAUUCUGGUUUAUCCACUCAGGCCUUUGUUUCUAUUCUGAUUUGUAGUCUGGAAGUUGAAUAGAGUUACCUGUAUGUUGUAUCAUGGAGAGGGAAUCUGAAAUACUUAUGAUUUUUUUAUAUCCACUUAUCAGAUUUAUGACAAACUGUUAGUACUGCUUAGCUGCACCUAUUUGGUGGAAUUUCGUGGUGAAAAGGUUCGGGGUGAUGAUCUCCUGGAAUAGGUUCCAGUUGUUCUUUCCCAGUUUACCCAAUAGCAAUAUCAGCCUAGUCUUGAAA